GUGUAUUGGAUGGUGUGCAAAAAUAAAAGUGGACAAAUAUAGUGGGACGGAGGAAGUAAUUUUUUGAGCACGGCAUAGGCCGGUCAAAAAAAAUGUUGUACGAAUUAUUUUUUGCAGGAAAAACUUCUGAUUCAAGAAAUUAGAGAAUUAAUGAAGACUCGGAGGACUAGCAAUAAUAUCUACCGGUCAAGAAUUCAAAGUACGAAGACUGAAGAUCACACUCGGAUGACUUAUUUACUUUUUUAAGUUGAUGAUUCUCACAACUUAAAAAAGUGGAGGACUUCUUGAUGCGAAAUAAUACAUUGCUCGGCUCACAUUUCCCAAUUAUUUACAAAGAACAGUCAAACCGGACCUGUUUAAUAAAAUGGAGGAAUAAGAGAAUAUUCCCCGAAUAUGCUUCUCCUCUUUCCAUAUAAAAGGAGGGCUCCCCCUCAAUGUUAGGGGGGCUCUCUCAAUACACUCCUUUCCUGCCCACAAUACUCUCUCCCUAGAUUUUUAUAGUUUCUGUUCUUCAAUAUGCUUUUAAGCUUCCAUUAAUGGCUUCCGAGCCCGAUUCUUGUACCAUGUACACACCCCCAAUAUCAAUAAAAAUCUCCCUUUGGCUAGGUACCGCCAAAAAAGGCCUGUGGUUUCUCCUGAUUUGGGUUUCCACGUAAAAAUUCCCGUGUUUAUAUUUUGGUGUAUUUUUUAGACUAGUUUAUCAUUUUAGCUGGGCUAAAACGAUAACUGUUCCAUACAUAAAUCAUCCUCCAUAAACUGUUUAAUAACAUUGCAAUUGGGAGAGGAGAAGGUAUAUGGUACAACAUGAUGUACCGUACAUCCAGGUGGUUCAGCACUUCAGCCUACAGCAAUGGCGCUCGACCCCUCAGCUUUUGAAACCACAGUCCCUUCCCGCUACAUCACCUUCACGCUCCCAAACCCUCUCCUCCACCUCAACCACUUCACCGCCACCCUCCUCCGCAUAGCCGUCAUCGACUCCCCGUCCGGUGCCACCGCACAGACCACGAUCGCCGCCAUGCUCGUCCCUCCCUUCCGCGAAUCCGACUGGACCUUCUCCACGGAGUCCGGCCACCUCCAGCUCAUCCUCGCCUUCCCGCACCUCUCCCGCCUCGUACUCAUCGGGAACUGUCCCGAUUCCCCACGCGCCACCUCUCAUAAGCCCCCGUCGCCUACAGACGAUACCUCCGGGAUCGAAGAUGCCCUGAUGCCCCUGAUGAUCGCCCUGUGUCCCAAAGAGGCAUUUCGUAGAACAGGUGGCGGGCUUCCGCGAAUCCCUUUCCUGAACUACGAAGACAAAGUGAUCCAAAUUCGCGUAUUGGAAACUUGUUUCGGAAACCGUGUUGGAGAAAUCGCAGUGGAGGAUGUGGAGCUGGAAGCAGAGAACGGCAGCAGAGAGUUCCGGCGGAGGCUGAGGUUCAAGAGAACGCCGAAUUUAAUCCAAACUCAGAUAAGAAUCCACCCCGAAUCACUGGAUUUUGAAAACCUAGAAGCCAUGAAAUUCCAAACAGAUAAUAGGGUUUUGGUUCAUCCUUAUUUGACCCCAAUGGUUGCUGGGCUAUCAGUGAUUGCCUCGCAUUUGGAUGGGCUAAUACGAACUGGAAUCAGGCCAAAAGCAUUGUGCUUAGGGGUUGGAGGAGGGGCAUUGCUUAGUUUCUUGAACUCCCAGCUGGGUUUCGAAGUAGUAGGUGUUGAAGAGGACGAUCGCGUCUUGGAAAUGGCUAGAAAAUAUUUUGGCUUGGAAGAAGAUGGUGAAUCAAUUCGUUUAUGCGUAGGAGAUGGAAUGGAUAUGAUCAGAAAACUAUACACUGGGGCUGGAAAAAUUCAAAAUCAUGAUCUCUCAAAUGCAAAAGAUUUUGGUGUCAAAUUUGAUGCCAUUAUGGUUGAUCUCGACUCGGCUUGCGCUGGUGCAGGAACGAGUGCGCCUCCACCUGAGUUUGUUCAUAAACCUACACUCUCUGCAGCAAAGAGGCUUCUUUCCGAGCACGGGGUUAUUAUUGUCAAUGUCAUGCCUCUUUGCGAGCAAUUCUACGAAACGCUGAUGAGCAAGUUCCGAGAUGUUUUCGGGGAGUUGUACGAAAUAGACGUCGCGGACGAUGAGAAUGUUGUCGUGAUUGCUACCGCGUCGAAAAUUCGGAGAGAUUCGGGCGGUUCUGGGAAAUCUUUUCUCAGUAAGUUGGAUUGUGUGAUACAAGGGUCUUACUUGGGUUCUAUUAGGGCAGUCUCAAGUGUUGUAAGGUGAGUGAUGUGAGUAUUGGUGAAACUCUGCAGUUUUGUGAAGAUUUUGUUCCUAUUUCUCCUCAAGUACGGGUUGUGAAAGCCUAUGGUGUAUUCAGGUCCCGUUUGCUACAUGGAAUUCAAACUAUGGAAUUGGAAUUGAGGACUUCAAUUCCAAUUCUGGUGUUUGGUAGCUUAAAUAUUAUAUGGAUUUGGAAUUGAUAGUGCAAAAUAUAAAUUGGAAUUGGUG
Messenger RNA from Cuscuta campestris, 2464 nucleotides. NCBI's taxonomy places the organism in Eukaryota, Viridiplantae, Streptophyta, Magnoliopsida, Solanales, Convolvulaceae. The record is from the annotation of a GenBank genome assembly.